Messenger RNA from Stylonychia lemnae, 306 nucleotides. NCBI's taxonomy places the organism in Eukaryota, Ciliophora, Spirotrichea, Sporadotrichida, Oxytrichidae. The record is from the annotation of a GenBank genome assembly.
AUGGCAUCUUCGAUGAUGGAAUUCGAAUUGAUUUUAAAUGUAAUGAGUGAUGUUACUGAAAAGAAUCUAUUAAUAAUCUUCAAUAAAUAAGACAGACACAAUGAAAUCACUGAUAAACAAUUUAUAGAGGGAUUUUUCAAUCUUGAUGAGCUACUUGAAUAGUACCCCAAUCUUAAUGUUAUAUACGCCUCAGCGUUAAAGGGACUUAAUUGCUAAGAAAUAUAUACUUGGGUGACCAAUGUCUUGACAGGUAAAAUAAUCACACAGGUUAAAAAGAAAAAAACUUAAUGUGGUUGCUUUUUCUGA